CCCAAAGAACCAUACCCAGGACUUGAAAACUUUAUACAAUCUCUUCUUUCUACAUCAUAUCUAUUCUUCUAUUAUAUAGUUCAGGUCCCUCUUGUCGCCUUCAUACACUCUGCUCCGGCCCUUCUUGAUCAUCUCAAGCAAUACCAAGUCUUUCUUGACUUACUCCGUUUGAAUCAGUCUAAGCAGCAGAACCUACCAGUCUUGCUUUGAGAGCAGGACUGAUCUGAACUGGCAAAUGGCCCUUACAGCUCAAUCUUCAGACGCUCCCAACUGGGGACGCUGGUCGCAACAACUUCCGGGCGACUAUACUAUGAUGGCAUCUCCACACAUGCUUCCUUUUGACUCUCGAGCCACCACUACUGGUCCUCUCCAACGACCUGUCAUGGCACCUUACAUGGUUCAGCCACCCUACAGUUCAGGUCCAGUGAACAGCCUCACAGCACCUCACUACCAGGUUCCCAAUCCCUACCAAUUUGGAGGAUAUCAAGGCCCGCCUACGCCUCCGCACCACUCAACGCCUUUCAAAAUGGAAUACAAUGAUCGCCGACCUAUGGGACAUGAUAACGACCACGGCCGAAUGCCCUCUUAUUCUCGGGAGAUGAAGUACACAUAUGCCGAACAAGCACCUUCCCCGGCACGGAGCGAUUCACAAGCCUCGACUGUCAGAUCCUCGGGCACCAACCCAUCUAUGGGCUCAAAGACUAUCACCUCCAACGAAACUCUCAACCCUGGUGAUCAGAUCAACUUCGAAACAGAAGUGGAUGAGCUGAUGAAAGCCAUCCAACGCAAGGUAGACCUGCAAGUCGAUACAGUACAGCAGCCACUCACUCCUGGAAUGUCUCCUGUCUCCGAAGCAAGCUUUGAAAGUCAAGGAACACCAGGUCCUAUGGAUAGCAAGACAGCUCGAAAGAGAUAUCGCUGUGAUGGCCCCAAUUGCCAGAAGAGUUUCACCCAAAAGACCCAUCUCGACAUUCAUCGCAGGACACACACUGGCAUCAAGCCAUACAACUGUGACUUUCCUGGCUGCGACCUGACCUUCUCUCAACUUGGCAACCUCAAGACUCACAGACGUCGUCACACUGGCGAACGCCCGUUUGCUUGCGACAAGUGUGAUCGCCACUUUGCUCAACGUGGCAACCUUCGCGCCCAUCUACAGACUCACCAAGGCCUCAAGCCCUUCAUUUGCAUUCUCGACGAUUGUAACAAGACAUUCUCACAACUUGGAAACAUGAAGACACACCAAAAUAACUUCCACAAGAAGACGCUCAAGAAGCUUACAAUGAAGUUCGCCAAUAUCAUUGCCUCGGGCGAGGAAGUCUCCGAAGCCGAUCGCGAGCUUUUCGAAUACUUCGCCGCGCACUACAAGAACAGCAACAAAGGGAUCAAGGGUAGAGGAAAAGCCCGCACGGUUGCUGACCGCAAAGCCAAGACAACCCAGUCUCCUCCUGCCAACACCAUGACAGCUGUGCCCCAAUAUCCUCUUCCUCAAAUUGCCCCAACACCAGUGACUCCUCACGGACUCCCUGUAUCGGGCAGCCUCGCUUCUUACAGUGUGACUCGAGGCCAGCCCGGUCCUAUCAACCACAUGUCUCGCCAGACUCACACUGGUGGCUAUGAGGUGUAUGACAUACAAGGUCAUCACCACAUCCAGCCACCGAACAACAACGGCAUGUUAUAUGAGACCGGUAGCACGCGCGAAAUGGGCUACCAUGGGCGCAUGUACUGAGAACUCAUCGUUCGUAUCAUGAGACGGAGCUACCGCACAACUUGAAUAUGACUCGGCAGCGUCACGCAUUUCAUUUCACCAAAUUUUAUAACAGUACUACCAUACGGGAGGCACAACAGCGGUUUUAUUUUUGAGAAAGAAAAAAGCAGAAUUUACAGAAGCGGGUGUUUUAAAAGGAGUUGAAAAAUUGGACUCUUCUAGAGGCCACAACGAAGCGGUUGAUUUUCUUUGGGUGGUUGUCUGAACACAAUGAUGCA
Fusarium oxysporum Fo47 is the source of this 1983-nucleotide messenger RNA. RefSeq names its product C2H2-type zinc finger protein. The coding region runs from base 236 to 1726 and encodes 496 amino acids. The transcript is spliced from 3 exons. Lineage: Eukaryota; Fungi; Ascomycota; Sordariomycetes; Hypocreales; Nectriaceae. The record is from RefSeq and is a predicted model, not a curated record. Gene Ontology annotation, molecular function: DNA-binding transcription factor activity, RNA polymerase II-specific; RNA polymerase II cis-regulatory region sequence-specific DNA binding. Gene Ontology annotation, biological process: regulation of transcription by RNA polymerase II.